CUAAAAAUAUCACAGUAGGCCUACUGAUCACACUCUGCAUAUCUCGAUCAUACCACCGUGUCAAGAAUUACCUGGAUUACAUUUAUACACUAUUUACACUUUUCGUGUGUGUUGAUAUACCCCAAAAUACGUACUAUUGCUGGGUCUGUUUAGUGUCAAGUGAAUUGUAACAAUCGGAAAAUGACACGGGAUCUGUUAAACAUGAGGACAGUUUCGGACCUUUUGUAAACCGAAUUCUAAUCGCAUCAAUUACGAUGGAAACCGACAAACUCCAUGGGAAGGACUCGGCCAAUGCCCCUUGCACUUGCUUCUUAAAACACGUGACCCUGAUCAGCAGAAUGUGGGGUCUUUUCACAUUGAUAAUGGUAUGGGCGUCAGCUGUUAUAGUGAUACAGGACAAAAAGGGAGCAACCUAUGUCGGAUGGUAUUUAGUCGCUGUUGGGAUCCUUCUAGUUUUUCUGGAGUUAAUUUGGAUUGUUGGAAAGUCGGCAUGCUGUGGAACGGCGGGUUGCUGCUGCCGAUGUUUUACGAUUCUCCUAUGGCUGGAUAACUGGAAGAAAGGCGUAUUGUACAUCGCGCUGUCUAUCCCCGUCUUUUUGGAAAGCAUGAGGAUUAUUCUGGGAGUUAUUAGUGGAUUUUUUCUGAUUACCCUGGGUCUACUGUACAUUGUGAAGACGUUCCAAUACGGGCAGAUUCACACCCGGGAAGAGAGACGGUAUGUGGAGACGUCCACCCCAGUGGUUCAAACUGUGGCCCAUGAGAUCUCCACACAGACAACUGACGAGACUUACUAUCAAGAGAUUUCAAAAACUGAGAAAACUGAAAAAAAUCCUUUUGAAUCAGUGGACAAAUGAAGUACUGACACAAAACAACAGCUGAAAAUCCCAUACAAUUCAUCAUUAUAAUAGGUUAGCACAGAUGUCACAGAUGCCAUCAACUGGAUGAGGUCAGAACAGUUCUAUAUUAAUUAACCUUUUGAGCUAGUGGGUUUGGCAAUAUAUAAUCUUCAGAGUUGUGAGGUCAGUUUCCCCUGUCCCCACAAAUUCUGAUUCAAAACCAAAUAUGUAAAUGCAUGUACAUGUAAUAUAAUAUUAUAUGUUACAAGCGGUCUUUAACUGUCAUUCAAUAAUAGUGUCUUGCUUUGUUUUAGAUCUUUUUGUUUAAUUUCAUACUUGAUGUAUAUCAAUCACUAUACAUGUAUAAAAUAUACUUUUGUACUCAAGAAAUGCUUGAACAAGCAAGAGAAAAAAGUUGAUUUGUUUAUAAUAAUCAUUUUGUUAUUUUUUGCUAUUAAUUCUUUUGUUGGUUUUUGUAUACAAUAAUAAUUUUGCUGUUAUUUGUUUAUAAUAAAUAAUAAUUUAGUUGAUUUUUUUUUACAAUAAUUUUGUUACAUUUUGAAAUAAAUUGAUUAAUUUGUUAUAUGCUGGGGGUUUAUUAGGUCACUUUCAACCUUUGCGAGGGUGCUGUACACUCCAAGGAAACUCUAUCUGGAUCUAUCACAAUCUAUUAAAAUUAGCUCUACUGGUCUCACCAUGUAAUAGUGGAGCUAAUUUUAAUUAGACUGGAUCUAUCACUGCCCCUUUACCCUUGUAUAGUAGGUAAUCGAUGAAUAGCCCAAUGUCUAAUCACCGUCUCCUAAACUAUUAUUUGUAUUCGACAGAGAAAAGGUAAUUUUAAUGGUUAUUGUCUGAGACACCACAUUUUGGUGAAAAUGCAACUAUUUUUGUGUUGAAUGAGUUCAAUACAAGUGCAAAACACAAAAUAAAAUGCUAAUAAUUAAUGUCAUGACACUGGAACAUGUCAUAUGUAUGUACAGUUCUAUAGCCUUAAUUUAAUGGUAACUGGACAGUAGACGAUCUAUAUUUCUGUUUGUAAAACUCUAUUUUAUAUAGAUGCAGUUUAGCAACUAGUCAUUCAGUUGAUUGGCCUAUUAAAAUAGUCAAAGUACAAGCUAUAAGUUAAAUAGUACAACUUUCAAAAGAAAAUUCUGAAGAACUUCAAUAAUUUUUAUAAAAUUCUUUAAUCUUUUUAAAGGGACAUACCCUAGUUUUUAAACACUAAGACUUAUUUUUUACUAUUAGAGUUGUUUUUGAGAACUGAAAUCAUACUUUACUUACAUUUUAU
This is a messenger RNA of Gigantopelta aegis, 2124 nucleotides long. RefSeq lists its product as uncharacterized. The record is from RefSeq and is a predicted model, not a curated record. The transcript is spliced from 6 exons. The coding region runs from base 255 to 854 and encodes 199 amino acids. Lineage: Eukaryota; Metazoa; Mollusca; Gastropoda; Neomphalida; Peltospiridae.